AAUUAUUUUGAAACAACGGAUAUGGAAAUAAAGAGCGAAAUGGAAAAAAAUAUUAUUCGCAUGCAAAGUUUAACAGAAAUGGUAGAUAAGAAUAUCAAAGUGGCUCAAGAAAAACAAAAAUUGGAGUAUGAAAAACGUUUAUUAAAAAAAACUAAAGGACUUCAAGAAACUAUUGACGUUGGGGCUGCUUACAAACCUCGUUUUAAAGGCCAUGCUUUCAAAGGCGCUGUUUUCAAACCUCGUUUUAAAGGCCCUUUUAAUGUGUCGUACAUUACGAAAGGUAAAAACUUUAAACUAACAGAUUUAAAUGGUACUUCUUUGCCAGGAGCUCACAAAAGGAUACAUAUUAAAAAGUUUAUUGAAAAUGAUUUGACCAAAGAUAAUGCAGUAUCAAUUGAGUCAGAAGAUUUAAAUAUCCAAUGUUAACAAAAAGACAGUAUCGAUGAUCAUGCCAUUGAUUUGACCAAACCCGAGGAUACAUACUAUCUAGGGAGCAGAACAAAAAAAAAGAAGGAAAGCGUAAACAAUUAUUUCAAACGUUGUAAACUGCUUUCUCGUAUAGUUAUUAAAAACACAUUUAUACAAUUUAAAUAUAACUUUAAUAAUACAUAUACAUCCAUUCCUAUUUAAAUCACAUAGAUAACUGACACUUUGGAAGGACUUAGUGUUUCGGAGAGGGUUGAUUCCUCAAUUGAAAGUUGUGUAAUUGAAAAAAGUGUAGGUACGUUGUUAGGUCUAAAUUGAGGAUUUAUUCUAGUAAAAGUUAUUUUAAAUAAAUGUAAACAAAAUAAAUACUAAACUU
Molecule: messenger RNA, 802 nt
Organism: Hydra vulgaris (swiftwater hydra)
Lineage: Eukaryota; Metazoa; Cnidaria; Hydrozoa; Anthoathecata; Hydridae
Source: RefSeq, a predicted model, not a curated record